GAAAGCUGUGGGCUUGGAUCAGAUCUACUACUCAGCACUCUGGUUUUUUACACUGGCUCCUAAUUUGGGAUUUGUUUAGAAUCCAUAGAGGGACUCUGGAACGUUACCUUGAUUGGGAAGGGAUUUGUGAAUUCUGUUUACUUGGAUAUCAAACCAGCAAGAUGUCUGACUCCAAGGUUACUGCUCACUUAGACGGAAUUAUCUCUGACUUUGAAGCUCUAAAGAGGUCGUUUGAGGUGGAGGAUGUGGACACCUCGGCCAACUCCUCGCCAGGCUCCCGCCGGGCGCCCAACAACACCAACCACCGCCCCGUCAUGUCCCCCACCAGCAUCUACUACCGUGAACUGGGCGCCAGCAAUAACAACAACGGCUCCAUCUCCAAGACCAUCAUGGGAGGGGGCGGCUCCAAGCCUCCUGAACCCAUAUCCCGGGGACGCACGGAGCUCUCCAUCGACAUUUCCUCCAAGCAGGUGGAUCCAACCAGCCCUGGUUCCCUCCGAUUCGGCACGAAACGACCCGAGGUCCUAGGCCACUCCAAGACCCCUGAGAUGGGCCACAAACGGGAGGUGACCUUCGCUAAAACACCCCAGGAUGCGGUGAUUCGCGGAGGGGCCCGGACCCCCGAGCCCCCCAGCCAUGCCCGGAGGUUCGAGCCCCCCAAUCUGGGGGAUGGCCCGGCCGCUAGGACCACACCAGGGAUCAGCGUCACCAAAGCACCCGAGACAACGGGGAAUGGAAAGAACAACCACGAGAACCAUGGUCAUCAUGCACCGGUCCACCACCCGCACCACCCCAACCCCCACCACAACACCAUCGUCACCACCAUCCGCUGCUCCUCGCCCAACCGCACCAAGUCCCCCAACCCUGACAGGUCAGAGGUCAAGCCGAGCCACAGCAACAUGUCCGCCCCGCCACACCCGCAACCCCCUACCAAGGGAGCGUCACAUGGCGCUGGUGACUUCAGCUACGUGGGCAUCGAUGCCAUCCUGGAGCAGAUGAGGAGGAAGGCCAUGAAACAGGGCUUUGAGCUCAACAUCAUGAUCGUCGGUCAGAGUGGUCUGGGGAAGUCGACCCUGAUGAACACCCUGUUCAAGUCUAAGGUCAGCAGGAAGUCUGUGGUGUCCACCCCCGAGGAGAGGAUCCCCAAGACCAUCGAGAUCAAGUCCAUCAGUCACGACAUUGAAGAGAAGGGCGUGAGGAUGAAACUAACGGUAAUCGACACUCCCGGCUUUGGGGACCACAUCAACAACGAGAACUGCUGGCAGCCAAUCAUGAAGUUCAUCAAUGACCAGUAUGAGCAGUACCUGCAGGAGGAGAUCAACAUCAACAGGAAGAAGAGGAUCCCAGACUCACGGGUUCACUGCUGCAUGUACUUCAUACCACCUACUGGACACUGUCUGAGGCCCCUGGAUGUGGAGUUUAUGAGUCGUCUGAGUAAAGUGGUCAACAUAGUCCCUGUCAUCGCUAAGGCAGACACACUCACCCUGGAGGAGAGGGACUUCUUCAAGCAGACGAUCAGGGAAGGACUGCGAGCCAACGGGAUCGAUGUCUACCCUCAGGAAGAGUUUGACGAGGAUUCUGAUGACAGGAUGAUCAAUGAUAAGAUCAGGGAAAUGAUCCCAUUUGCUGUGGUGGGGAGCGACCAGGAGUACCAGGUCAAUGGAAAGAGGCUUCUGGGCAGAAAAACAAAGUGGGGAACCAUAGAAGUUGAGAAUAUUGCGCACUGUGAGUUUGCCUACCUGCGAGACCUUCUCAUCAGGACCCACAUGCAGAACAUCAAGGACAUCACCAGUAGCAUCCACUACGAGGUGUACCGCGUCCGCAGGCUGAACGAGACCAACGCCCAGCCCAAUGGCCAGCCACCCAACACACUGGUCAACCCACAGCAGGCCAACGGGGUGGCAGCACAGCACCAAGUUCUGACCCAUGAGAUGUAGACGUCUGACCAUCUGCACACACACACACACACAUACAUACAUACAUACAUACAUACGCACGCACGCACGCACGCACGCACGCACGCACGCACGCACGCACGCACGCACGCACGCACGCACACACACACACACACACACACACACACACACACAUAUAUAUAUUUAGUGGCUGGCAACUGUGACACACCACAUGCAAACACACCACGUGACACACAUUUGACACACACACACACACACCCACCCAUCCUAACUGGCUGAUACGGACUGUACACACUCCAAAGAGGAUUCCAAUAUCAAGUGUAUAACCAUUUUUACAUGAUCAACUGCCAAAACAGACUUUCUGUUAGCUGGAAGUUCUAGUGUAGGUAGUUGUAGGUCAGAGCUGUUGGAUAAACAGUACAAGAUGUCCCCUAGGGAGAUGGGAUGCCACAGCAUUCUAACAUACAGAAGUGUACAGACCAGCUAUCUAAGUGUAGCAGAUCAAUUAGCUAAACUAGAAAUAACUGGCCGAAAUGGCCUGGUCUACGUUUGGGUUGUGCUGUAUAGUGUUGUCUAGAUAUUGGAGAUAUUAGGAGGUAGGGUUUAGGUUCUUUGUAUAUUUUUGGACACAUCUGCACUGCCCCGAAAAGCAGCAAUGCAGUGUGGAGCAGCUUUGAAAUCCCUUUGUCUUUUUCCAAUGUGUUUUCAUAUGUUUAAGACCUCUUGCCAAACCAUCCUGUCUAUACCAAUAUGCCGAUGUCAUAUGUUGUUAAACGUAUCAUGUUAAUGCAUCAAGUGCAUUUUACAUUUACUGUUGUGUUAUAACAUUAUUCUAUUGUUUAUUGUCUGGAUGGCGGGGAUGCAGGGAACAGACAUCCAUCCCUAUGCUCUCUCAGACCUUUCUCUAAACCAAAUAAAUGUCCUUUCUGUUUUAAAGAGAAGCAAAUAUAUAGAAUUGAUUUAUAAAUAGGUAUUUAAGCUUGUUAUGUAUUCACUUUUUAAUUGAGUUUGAUAUUCAUAUAGCUUACUCCCAGUCGGCCUACACACUCCCGUUGUUCUCAGAGAGUAGUUGUAUCAGAGAGGAUGGACAAUCUACAGAGAUCCUCUUUGGUUGUAUCUCCUUGCCAUCAUGCAUUGUCUCCCCUUUAUUUAUAGGGAAUUGUAUGAAUCUAGAUUUAUAUUCUGUCUUUUUGGACAUGAUACAGAAUAGGACUACAGGUAGGUUGAAAACGUUACCUAUAUACACAGCUUGAAAUAAUAUUUAGUUCCCCUGACAGUUUUGCAUUCCGGGUGUCGUCAAUCUAUAACUCCCUUAUCUUCCCUACUAUUCAUCACUCAGCUAAAAACUCAUAGACAGAGGUCAAAACCGAGAGUACUCUUCAUUCAGCAAUGUAGCUCGCAUAACAUAAAUGACAAAAGUAAAUACAAUGUUUAUUGCUGUAUAGUUAUUGUGUAAUUUGUUAUAGUAUGAUGAGAGUAUGGUUUAUCUUUGAUAUGCUGUCAAAGAAAUAAAGAUUGAUAUUUUUAUUGUUUA
Messenger RNA from Salvelinus namaycush (lake trout), 3450 nucleotides. RefSeq names its product septin-9-like. Gene Ontology annotation, molecular function: GTP binding; molecular adaptor activity; GTPase activity. Gene Ontology annotation, cellular component: septin ring; cell division site; septin complex. The record is from RefSeq and is a predicted model, not a curated record. Bases 162 to 1937 code for a protein of 591 amino acids. NCBI's taxonomy places the organism in Eukaryota, Metazoa, Chordata, Actinopteri, Salmoniformes, Salmonidae. The transcript has 11 exons. Gene Ontology annotation, biological process: cytoskeleton-dependent cytokinesis.